This is a messenger RNA of Triticum urartu, 2843 nucleotides long. RefSeq names its product protein WEAK CHLOROPLAST MOVEMENT UNDER BLUE LIGHT 1. NCBI's taxonomy places the organism in Eukaryota, Viridiplantae, Streptophyta, Magnoliopsida, Poales, Poaceae. Gene Ontology annotation, cellular component: cytosol. Gene Ontology annotation, biological process: chloroplast avoidance movement; chloroplast accumulation movement. The record is from RefSeq and is a predicted model, not a curated record.
GCUGACCCAGAGCUAGAGCUACUACGACGACGGCGACGGGGAGUGCGCAGUGACGCGACGAGCUACGCGGAGACAGUGCUACUCCGAGAAAAGCAAGGCGAGAGACACACCCGGUCAGGUCUCCCCUGGACUCCUCUAGAGCAAACACCAGGCAGAGCCAACUCGAAUCAAAGAGAGAGAAGGACAGAGUUUCCAAUCGGCGGGAGGGGCCGCUUCACUCUGGCCGGAGCCGGAGGGAAUUCGCUCAUCCAUUCAUCCCGCGACCAGGAGGAAUAUCCUGUCAAAAAAGCUAAUCCUGCUGAACACAAUAACGCGAAACAAUUUCUGCAGAGUCAGUGAUUUAUCUGCUAGCAUGGAAACACCCGAUAGCACUCACCACAGCGUCGCAAGCGUGCAGGAUGCUGGAGAGCCUGCACCAGUUCUUGCAGAAAAUCCAGACCCAUCCUUGGAGAUUCAAGAAAAGUUACCUCACAACUUGACAGGGCACAAGGAGAACUUGACGGAGCACCAUAUAGGGCAUAGUGUACCUGCAUCACCUGAAAUGUUCCCGCGCUCGGUUCCAGCUCAAGUAUCCAACAAUUCCUUGACCGAAAAGACAGAUGAUGCAACUUCCACAAAUAACAGUGAAAAAGUGAACAAUAUACCUCAUAAUGGUUCAUGCAGUGACAGUACCAUGGUAACAAGUGAAAGCAAAUCUAACGGGCACAAUCCGGAUCAUCGAGCGAACAUUGCCGCCACCCCAAAUAAGGGAGCAGAAACUGAAAGCAGACCAUACAAAGGCCUUGUUGACACUGCUGCACCAUUUGAGUCUGUUAAAGAUGCUGUCACCAAGUUUGGAGGAAUCGUUGACUGGAAAGCAUACAGAACCCACACAUUGGAGAGACGCGGGGCUAUGCAACUUGAACUUGAGAAGGUUAAACAAGACAUUCCACAAGUCAAAGGAAGUUCAGAAACUGCUGAAAUGGCAAGAUCGCAAGUGGUCGAGGAGCUAGAGACCACCAAAAGGCUUGUAGAGGAGCUGAAGCACAAGCUGGAGAGAGCAGAGGUUGAACUGGAGCAAUCAAAGCAGGAUUCUGAACUUGCACAGCUCAGGGCACAAGAAAUGGAGCGGGGGAUCGACAAUGGGGCCAGUGUAGUAGCUCAAACAGAGUUGGCAGUAGCCAAAGAAAGGCAUCAAAAGGCUAUUGAGGAACUGAAGAUGGUCAAGGAGGGAUUAGGAUCAACACAAGAACAGUACACCACCUUAGUAACCGAAAGGGAUGCAGCAACCAAAAGAGCAGAGGAAGCUGCUUCUGCUGCGAAGGAGACAGAGAAGCGGGUCGAGGAGCUUACUCUAGAACUAUUCGCAUCCAGAGAAUCUCUUGAGUUGGCGCACGCCGCGCACCACGACGCAGAAGAGCACAGGCUUGGAGCAGCCUUGGCAAAGGAGCAGGAUUGCCUGGCCUGGGAGAGAGAACUGCAGCAGGCGAAGGAGGAGCUGCGGCAACUCGAUGAGCAAAUCCUAUCGAAAACUUCUGCGCAGUCCAAACUUGAUGGAAACAAGGGCAUUUUUCUUAGGCUCAGUGCUGAUCUGGCUGCCUAUAUGGCAAACAAAUCAAGCGAAGAAGAUGGAGCAGUUGAGGAGCAUGGUUCUGAGGAAGAUAGAGAAAUGAGUGGGUCAAUCAAGCAAGCUCUAGCAUCGGCCAGAGUGGAGCUUGAGGAUGUUAGAGGAAACAUAGCAAAAGCAAAUGAUGAAGCCAACCUAAUACGAGCUGUUGCAGAAUCGCUGAGGACAGAGCUGGAUAAGGAGAAAGCCUCACUUGUUACAUUGCAGCAGAGGGAGAGCAUGGCGUCCAUCACACUCUCUUCUCUAGAAGCCGAGCUCAGUAGAACAAAACAAGAGAUAGAAAUGGCGUACACCAAGGAAGCAGAAAGCAGAGCAAAAAUGGCAGACAUUCCAAAAAUGCUGCAGCGAGCAGCCCAGGAGGCAGACGAUGCCAAGGUGGCAGCACAUUCUGCACGAGAAGAUCUGAGGAAAUCCAAGGAAGAAGCCGAGCAAGCCAAGGCCGCUGCCACGACUGCGGAGGUCAGGCUACGUGCAGCUUUGAAAGAAAUAGAGGCGUCUAAGGCAUCCGAGAGGCUGGCACUAGUGGCAGCCCAAGCGCUGCAAGAGAGUGAGGAGGCUACAAGCUCUGAAGAUUCUCCGAGAGUGACACUUCCGCUAGGCGAAUACCACCUUCUUAGCAAGAGGGUUCAUGAAGCCGAAGAGCUCGCCAGCGAGAGGGUGGCGGCAUCGUUGGCGCAAAUAGAGCUGGCGAAAGAGUCUGAGUCAAGGAGCCUGGACAGACUUCUUGAAGUGUCCAGGAGUAUGGACCAAAAGAAGGAUGCUCUGAAAAUCGCAUCGCAGAGGGCUGCCAUGGCAGAGGAGGGGAAACUUGGCGCCGAGGCGCAGUUGAGGAAAUGGAGAUCUGAGCAUAAGCAGCUUCGAAAAGCUCAUGAAGCUGCAAAACAUGCAACUAGUCCUUUGAGCACUCCAUUUGCUGGAUACAAGGAGGCCUCUUACCAGGAAAAUAAGGAAGUCCUUACAGAACCAAUAUCAUAUAUGUCAGAUAAUAGCAUGGGUGGAUUUGUUUCGGACAAGAAGCUACGCAAAAAGAAGUCAUUCUUCCCCCAAAUGUCCAGCGUUUUCUCUAGAAAGGUGCAGACACAAACAUAAAAAUGAUCAUAUGUACACACACAUCUUGUUUUACAUUGUACAGCGUAAAAUUGUAACUGGUGUAUUAAGUAAAUAAGGUUGUUUUGAGAAGCCUUGCGAUUUGUUGUAGACAACUACAGCUGAGGGCAUACCAUGUGUCUGUGAAUUA